Emiliania huxleyi CCMP1516 is the source of this 297-nucleotide messenger RNA. RefSeq lists its product as hypothetical. The record is from RefSeq and is a predicted model, not a curated record. NCBI's taxonomy places the organism in Eukaryota, Haptophyta, Isochrysidales, Noelaerhabdaceae. The transcript has 3 exons. Bases 1 to 297 code for a protein of 98 amino acids.
AUGACGGCAUGUUCGGCGCUGCUCACCCGCUCCGCGGCGCGGCAGCAGCAAAAGGCCGAGCUCGCGACGCCGAACGCCUCUCUCGACGGCCGCUCCUCUCGCUGCAGCAACUCUGCCUCCCAGUCGGGCACGACUAGCGACGAGGAGGAGAUGGCGGAGGCGCUCGACCCGUGGGUCUGUCCGCUGACUCGCCAGCUGCCGGUCGACCCCGUCACCGCCGAGGAUGGCCACGUCUACGAGCCCCGCCUCCUCUCGCUCCACGUCUACCUCUUUGGCGAACAGUCUCCCGCGCGAUGA